This is a messenger RNA of Cladophialophora psammophila CBS 110553, 1329 nucleotides long. RefSeq lists its product as uncharacterized. Lineage: Eukaryota; Fungi; Ascomycota; Eurotiomycetes; Chaetothyriales; Herpotrichiellaceae. The record is from RefSeq and is a predicted model, not a curated record. Gene Ontology annotation, cellular component: cytoplasm; SBF transcription complex. Gene Ontology annotation, molecular function: transcription coregulator activity. The transcript has 2 exons. The coding region runs from base 1 to 1329 and encodes 442 amino acids.
AUGAGCGUGACCGACGUCGCCGAAUCGAUUGAGUCGAAUAUGCAGCAUGCCACGGCGCAUGAUGCUUCAGCCAUGCCGGAUCCACCUCACUUUACACCUGCACCCUUGCCGCCAGAAUCUCUCCGCUCCGCUCGCCAGUCUGGAGACUCGAAUGCUGCCCAUUCCUCCAAACCGACGAACCUGAACUUGUCUAUCGGUGACACAUCUGGCGGCGUGGGUAAUUCGUCAGCGGACCGUGGCGAGACACCGCCCCCGACUUCUGCUAUAUCAAGUUAUGGAGGCUCGCAGGCAACGGAGACGUUUUCGCAGCAGGAGGAACGAUUGAUUGGGGAGGCUACAAGGAUCGAAGGGGCCCAGCAGCAAAAGAUCAAAUCCACCUCCCAAAGUCCUCCACCGAAUAAUUCGUCGGGCAUCAAACGAACUGCGAGUGGUGAAGUCAAGAGAUCAAGCGUGAAUGUGGUGGCAGAUGGUAUUCCGACCUCUAAUGGUGUCGGUCAUUCUUAUACGUUGAGCACCGCUUCAGACCGAACCAAAGGAAAUGUUCUCGAGCUCUCGCAACAGUUGCGCACCAAACUGAAAUAUGCCAUGGUUAAAGUUCAAAACGGUUGGCAAACUCGUUCCCUAGACGAGGUCGAGUCGCUGGCAUCACAAUCACCACGGUCAACCGUGUCUGGGUUUCAUCACCUUCAGGAGCAGCAUUUGCUUUCACCCAGGACCGCCAUGUCUAGAAAAUAUCAGCGGCAAUCGAGCGAAAGCGAAUCAUCCGAUAGCACUGUGGCUCUCGAGAGCCGCGGCCUGGUGAGCAUGGUCGGUAGUCCUUCAGCCACAUCACGUCGCGCUCUUGCUCCCCCUGCCGAUAUUGUUCCUGGUUCUCGUCGACGUCCGACCCCAAAUGCGGCAGUUCAGAGUGUCAACGGAGUACAUGUCCAGUCUCGAAACGUACACUCUUCAAGGCCACAUACCAAUCAACGGACUCCAAGUCAGAACGCUGCGAUGGAAGCCGACGCGGUCGAAACCCUUCUUUUCAUGGCCAGCCCUAACAAUUCAGGGUAUAACCCACCCUCCCAUGCUUCGCAAGAUUCUUCGCUCCGCUCGGCCCAGGUGUUCUCCUCCCAGACCUCACCACUCCGAACUCAGUUCAGCCAAACCUCGGUCACGUCCCCCAAGAAAGUAGUAUUUUCAGACGCGGGCUCCCCACACCCUUCCUUUGACAAGGCGGCCCUCAUUGACCGCAUGCUGGACGAACUAUCUGACGACAGUGACGAUGAAUUGGAGCAAGCAUUUCAACUUGCUGAGAAAAGCAAAAUCCCAGCGCCAGUCACCACGUGA